Ilex paraguariensis (yerba mate) is the source of this 1245-nucleotide messenger RNA. The record is from the annotation of a GenBank genome assembly. NCBI's taxonomy places the organism in Eukaryota, Viridiplantae, Streptophyta, Magnoliopsida, Aquifoliales, Aquifoliaceae.
AUGGUUGAUGAAGCACGGAAAGCAUUGGAAGAGGCUGAAGCACUUAAGAAGCUGCCUCCGCGACAGGAGCCUAUUACAGAUUCCUCCAAGUAUACUGCUGCCGAUGUGCGAAUUACUGAUCAGAAAUUACGUGUCUGCGACAUUUGUGGAGCAUUUUUGAGCGUUUAUGACAGUGAUCGCCGUUUAGCAGAUCAUUUUGGAGGCAAACUUCACUUGGGCUAUAUGCAAAUUCGUGAGAAGUUAGCUGACCUUCAGGAAGAGAGAAACAAGAAGCGGAAGGCCCAUGAAGAUGAGAGAAGAUCAAAAGAGCGAAGCCGGGAUCGUGACAGGGAAGGCAGUCGUGAUCGAGGAGAGAGCCGGGAACGGGGGAGGGAUCAUGACCGUAGGAGCAGAGAUCGCGAUAGGCAUCAUGAUCGUGAUCGUGGGCAUGAUCGGGAGCGUGACAGGGAGAGAGAUCAGUCACGCAGCUAUGAUUCAAGGAGGAAUCGGAGGUCGCGCUCGCGGUCAAGUGAACGUUCUAGAGAUUAUGAUCGCCACAGAUCAAAAGAGCGAAGCCGGGAUCGUGACAGGGAAGGCAGUCGUGAUCGAGGAGAGAGCCGGGAACGGGGGAGGGAUCAUGACCGUAGGAGCAGAGAUCGCGAUAGGCAUCAUGAUCGUGAUCGUGGGCAUGAUCGGGAGCGUGACAGGGAGAGAGAUCAGUCACGCAGCUAUGAUUCAAGGAGGAAUCGGAGGUCGCGCUCGCGGUCAAGUGAACGUUCUAGAGAUUAUGAUCGCCACAGAUCAAAAGAGCGAAGCCGGGAUCGUGACAGGGAAGGCAGUCGUGAUCGAGGAGAGAGCCGGGAACGGGGGAGGGAUCAUGACCGUAGGAGCAGAGAUCGCGAUAGGCAUCAUGAUCGUGAUCGUGGGCAUGAUCGGGAGCGUGACAGGGAGAGAGAUCAGUCACGCAGCUAUGAUUCAAGGAGGAAUCGGAGGUCGCGCUCGCGGUCAAGUGAACGUUCUAGAGAUUAUGAUCGCCACAGGUUAUCUCCCUUCGAUGCUUCUGUUUUCUGAUUAUCCAUGUUCUGUUGGUUUUAGGCAUAAUAAGAAUUAAGUGAGAAACUUCUAACAUAUCGGCUGCCUAGAUUUUACUCUUAAGCAUUUUGCACGCGAUUCUGGUUCUUUUAAUUCCAUUCUGGGAGCAAAUUUCUAAAAUUAAUUAUUUGUACUAGGAAAAAGCUGAAGUUUCCAAAUCCGUGUUAUUAUGAA